Molecule: messenger RNA, 1047 nt
Organism: Drosophila biarmipes
Lineage: Eukaryota; Metazoa; Arthropoda; Insecta; Diptera; Drosophilidae
Product: alpha-ketoglutarate-dependent dioxygenase alkB homolog 7, mitochondrial
Exons: 3
Coding region: 162-821 (219 amino acids)
Biological process (GO): fatty acid metabolic process; DNA damage response
Cellular component (GO): mitochondrial matrix
Source: RefSeq, a predicted model, not a curated record
AGCCCUGCCUUCCUUGUCUUGUUCUGUAGCGCCCUCUUACGCCUGACAACUUCUUUCGCCGGGGAAUCCCAAAUCCUGGGUGGGAAGGCCAAGCGAGUGCCUAUCGAAUGAAUACAAUCGAUAGCAGGUGCAGGUGACGCAACCUGCGGGUCGUGACGCACAUGAUUGUCCUGCGCCGAAUAUCUGUACCCCUGGGAGCCCGGGUCCCGGGUUCCAGGACUUGCAGCCUCCGCCUGGUGGAGUUUGCCGGUCAGUGGCCGAGAUCUGAGAAACGACAGUUCGAAUCGAAUAUGCGGGUCAUCGAGAACUUUGUUUCGGCGGAGGAGGAGCAGGUCCUCAUGCGGGAAAUCGAACCUCACAUCAGCCGCUUGCCCUACGAGUCCAGUCACUGGGAUGAGGCGAUUCAUGGAUACCGCGAAGUGGAACGCAGGAAGUGGUCUGUCGAAAACCAGGCUGUGCUGGAUCGCAUCUCCACAGAGGCCUUCGGAGGUCGAGUUAUGCCUUUUGUCCACAUCCUAGACCUGGCUGAGCUUGGCAUGAUCAAGCCGCACGUGGACAGCCCUCGGUUUUGUGGCAACACCAUCGCGGGCAUCAGCCUGCUCAGCCAUUGCGUUAUGCGACUCAGGCGAGUAACCAAGGAACCCGAUCCUGCUAGCCAAUCCGCAGAUGUGCUGCUGCUGCGACGCUCCCUAUACAUCAUGAGCGCCCUGGCGCGCUACGAGUUCACGCACGAAAUCCUGGCCAGAGAGGAAUCCUGGUUCAGGGAACGUCUGGUCGAAAGGCAGCGGCGCGUUUCCGUCAUUUGUCGCAACGAACCGUAAACAUUAUCCAAUUUGAAUGUGGCACCUCGCCUUAAAUUCCUUCCAUGAUGUCCAAUUCUGGGGACAAGGGACUAGACACACGAUCGUAUAGGUAUUUACAAUGAAAGUUUAUUCCGAGUUGGUGAUCAGUUAAAUGUAAUACAGACGGCGGACUGACACGGAUCACACACUGUGUGAUUCACCCAAGUACGGUCCACCUAUUAAAAUGUACAUAAUGCAAAGCUUA